AUGUCUUCAUCUUCAAUUCCUCCAGGAGGUCUGAUUCUCGUUACCGGCGCCAAUGGCUAUGUCGCCAGCGUUGCCAUCCAAGUUUUCCUGCAGCGCGGCUACUGUGUCCGUGGUACUGUCCGCUCUCUCGCAUCCAAUGCUUGGAUGAAAACAUACUUCGGUCCAAAGUUCGAACUUGUUGAGGUACCCGAUAUCUAUGCCCCCGAUGCCUUCCAACGGUCUCUUAAAGGCGUGGACGGGGUCGCCCACAUCGCUAUGAACAUGGAUAUGAACCCACGAAACCAUGCGAUCAUUGAGCAAACUGUCCAAUCAAAUCUCCAGCUCCUGGAAGCUGCUGCAUUAGAACCAAGCAUCAAGAGCGUUGUCAUAACCUCGUCCCUGGCUGCGUGCGCGCUCCCGACAACUGGUACGCCGUACCGGAUUGACUCGACUACCUGGAAUACAGCAGCCAUUGAACAAACGUCCCAGCCGUGGAACAGCGAGGACAACCCCCGUUUGUAUGGAAUUAUGCUCUACGGAGCCUCUAAGGCACGUAGCGAGCAGGAAGCAUUCGCAUGGGUGCGCGAGCACAUGCCAGUCUUCUCCUUCAACACAGUCGUGCCUACCGUGAACUUUGGCACAGCUGUAUCCCCUGAGAACAUGAGCUAUCGCAGCACCUCAGCAGUUCUCGAUGCCAUUGCCAAGGGCUACCCAGCUGCACCGUCAGUUUUACCAUCACAGUGGUAUGUUGAUGUCGAGGAUACAGCAUUGCUGCUCUUGGGAGCCUUGACACUUGAAGAUGUGAGAAAUGAGCGUUUGCUAGCCUUUGCAGGCAGGUACACGUGGUCGCAGAUCCUUGAGAUCUUGCACAGACGAUACCCACGGCAGAUCAUGUUCAAACCCAUUGACGAAUCCGUCGUGGAUGCCGGCGAAGUGGAUAAUGAGCGCAGCAUUGAAGUGUUGAAGAAGAUGGGUAAGCAGGGAGGGUUUACCUCAUUGGAGGAUACCCUUGUUAAGGCCCUGGAUACUAUCUUCGAGAACCAGUCCAAGGAUGUGCCUAAGACGAGAAUAGAUCUCUAUUACCAGUCUAUCGCUGGAAAUGCAGCCGAUGAUAGUUGA
Messenger RNA from Aspergillus clavatus NRRL 1, 1098 nucleotides. Its product is annotated as NAD dependent epimerase/dehydratase family protein. The coding region runs from base 1 to 1098 and encodes 365 amino acids. Gene Ontology annotation, molecular function: oxidoreductase activity, acting on the CH-OH group of donors, NAD or NADP as acceptor. The transcript has a single exon. The record is from RefSeq and is a predicted model, not a curated record. Lineage: Eukaryota; Fungi; Ascomycota; Eurotiomycetes; Eurotiales; Aspergillaceae.